Exophiala spinifera is the source of this 969-nucleotide messenger RNA. RefSeq lists its product as uncharacterized. The record is from RefSeq and is a predicted model, not a curated record. Lineage: Eukaryota; Fungi; Ascomycota; Eurotiomycetes; Chaetothyriales; Herpotrichiellaceae. Gene Ontology annotation, biological process: intracellular protein transport; retrograde transport, endosome to Golgi. Gene Ontology annotation, cellular component: endosome; retromer complex. The transcript has 5 exons. Bases 1 to 969 code for a protein of 322 amino acids.
AUGUCCUCCUUCUUCUUCUCCACGCCAGUCGACAUUGACAUCGUCCUUGACAAUGCCGAUGACCGCCAGACAGUCGAUGUCAAGCUCGACAAGAACCGACGAGAAAAGGCGCCCCUAUAUCUCGAUGGCGAGUCGGUCAAGGGUGCGGUGACAAUCAGACCCAAGGAUGGGAAGCGGUUAGAGCAUACAGGCAUCAAAGUCCAGUUCGUGGGUCUAAUAGAGAUGUUCUUCGAUCGCGGAAACCACUACGAGUUCCUCUCUUUAGGCCAGGAGCUCGCAGCUCCGGGCGAACUGCAACAUCCCCAGACUUUCCCCUUCAACUUCAAGAACGUCGAGAAGCAAUAUGAAUCAUACAAUGGUAUCAACGUCAAGCUUCGCUACUUUAUCCGCGUGACUGUUUCCAGAAGAAUGGCGGAUGUGAUACGAGAGAAAGACAUUUGGGUAUACACAUACCGAAUACCCCCCGAGACGAACAGCUCGAUCAAGAUGGAUGUCGGCAUCGAGGAUUGCCUGCACAUUGAGUUUGAGUAUUCCAAGAGCAAAUACCACCUAAAAGACGUCAUCGUCGGCAGAAUAUACUUCUUGCUGGUCAGAUUGAAGAUCAAGCACAUGGAGUUGUCCAUCAUUCGAAGAGAGACGACGGGAGUUGCUCCAAACCAGUACAACGAAAGCGAGACGUUGGUACGAUUUGAGAUUAUGGAUGGGUCUCCAUCACGAGGAGAAACGAUACCAAUCCGCUUGUUCCUAGGUGGUUUCGAUCUUACGCCAACGUUUCGAGACGUCAACAAGAAGUUCUCCACCAGAUAUUACUUGAGCCUGGUUUUGAUUGAUGAAGAUGCACGACGAUACUUUAAGCAAUCCGAAAUUGUGCUUUAUAGACAGGCACCCGAGCUCGCUCCCCAGUUAGCCCUGGACAACCCAACCAUUGGUGGGAAACUACCCGACCCAGCGCCGCCGGUACCUGCUUGA